Sebastes umbrosus (honeycomb rockfish) is the source of this 5617-nucleotide messenger RNA. RefSeq names its product tetratricopeptide repeat domain 3 (gene ttc3). NCBI's taxonomy places the organism in Eukaryota, Metazoa, Chordata, Actinopteri, Perciformes, Sebastidae. The record is from RefSeq and is a predicted model, not a curated record. Gene Ontology annotation, molecular function: protein binding.
CCGUAGAAGAAGAGCGUGGAGGUCUGUUGAUGACACGCGGCUGCGUGAUCUGAUCUGAUCUGCGUGAUCUGCGUGAACUCUUCUAACUUCCGCACUCUAAUAUGAACAAGACGAGUCCGCAGCAGCUCUGCUAGGCGUCUACCCCUCCUCCAGCUCCAGAUUUGGACAAUAAUGUCAGACUCUGAUUCUGACUAUGACUGGGAGGACAUCAGAGACCGGAUGAGUGUUAAACUUUUGUCCAAGAAUAAUACGAUCGUCGCCCUCCGUCCAUCAGAGGAGGUGUUUGAACGAUGGAUUCGUAUCCCAGUUGAAACCAAAAGAGAAGCCGUGCAGAAGAUGAAGAUUUGUGCUUUCUGGCUUCCUAUGCUGCUGCAGCGUGAAGAGACGGGCAACACUGUUACCUGGGCUUUACAAUUAGGUCUCAUCUCAAAUGGCAGUGAAGAAAUCAGUCUGAAGCACCUGCACAAGAUAGAAAUACUGGAGGCAAUCCUCAGAGCCCUGGAGAAAGGAUCUGUGAAAAAGGACCAAACGAAGCACGUUGUGUCGAUAAGCAACAUGUUUAACUUUCAUUCCGCGGGGGUUUUGGAGGAUGCGUUGCACUGGUUGGAGCGAUCAGGAGAACCCGGUAUUCGCCGUCGUAUCCAGGAUCUCGGCCACCCACAGAACUGCUUCACCGCCCUGCACCUUAUCUUCACAGAGUUUGCUAAGUAUAUUCAGGAAAUGGGUACCAACCUGGAGAGGACGUUGAAGUCACUGAUGGCUCAACCGGCUGAGUAUCUAGUAGAGAAAAGUGACGAAAUGAAGAAGAAAGGCAAUGAGAACUUUCAGAAAAAGCAGUAUGAAGAAGCUGUGAUGUUUUAUUCCAGAGCCAUCAAACAUUACCCUGACAACCACAUAAUUUAUGGAAACAGAGCGUUAUGCUAUAUCCGAUCUAAGAAUUAUCUAAAAGCGGUUGGUGAUGGAAAACGAGCUACUCUAAUAAAACCACUCUGGGCAAAGGGUCACUACCGCUACUGUGAGGCUUUGUUCUCCCUGGGAGAGGUCAAGAAGGCUAUUGAAGCCAACAAUACAGCCCAGAGUCUGUGUAAAGACGACCACGAGGGGAUGAAAGACUUGGAGCAACAACACCUGAAGUUCGCUGAAGUGCAAGUUCCCAAAGUUGUCCAUCCUAAGAAGACCCCGAGUAAAAGACAGGAGAGCACGAACAGAGGACAUGCAGGGGAGUCACGACCACAGACUGUAAAAGCUGUUAAUAAGAUCGAUCCUCCGCUGCAGAAUAAAAUCUCAGAGGUUAAACCGGAAAAGCAACCAGUGAAGAGUGAAAGGACUGCACAGACAGAGGCCGUCGCUAAAAGCCCUAAACCAUCCAAAAGUGAGUUUUCUACAAAGAAUGGGAAAGGAGAGUCCAGCACCCCGACCAAGAAGAAACCAAAGAACAACAGAAACCAGACUGAAGUUGAGAACCAGAAAGUGGACGAUAAAGCAGGCGUGUGUAGAGAGUUGAGAUCGAUGGUGCAGGACGCACACACGGCUCUGGCCGACGUCCGCUGCCGCAACGCAGAGGAGGCCUUCAGGAAGGCUCUGGCCAUACUGGAAACCAACAAUCUCAAGGAACUUGGACUUUCCACGCUGGAUGUGCUGUUGUUGCUGUACGGCCACGCCUCCGCUCUGACAGAAAUCGGCCAGCUUGAGGAACUUGGAGAAGCACAAAGACUUCUGGAGAAGAUCAAAUCGUUUGAGGAGAGGACGUUUCAGUGUCUGGUUUACUACGCCGUCGGGAGGGUGUAUCUCAAAGAGAACAGGUUUGCACUCGCUCUGGAGCAGUUUUCAGAUUCCCUGCAGACGGUCAAGAAUCGAAUAACACCUGGUAAACUCACCUGGCCUUUAACCAAAGAGAUUGUCAAAGAAACACAGCCGGACUAUUUCAAGGACAUUCUGCGGCGUGCUAUAGAGCUGUGCAAAUUUCCUCCUAUUCCUGACGCCAUUUGUCGACUUGAGAAAUGCGUCGGCCCUUUGAAAGCUGAAAUCUACGUGACUGACCCAGAUUUUAAGGGCUACAUUCGAAUAUGCUGCUGUGAGAGCUGCAUUGUUGAAUACCACACCACCUGUUGGAAGACCCUUAAGACAUCAUCCUUCAAUGAAAAGAAUGAAAAGGAGAUCCUGCAUGAGUCGUGUUUGACUCCAGACUGUGUCGGCAAAAUCUGUAGUAUCAAUAUCUUUGGUCCGACGGGGCUGCUGAAGUGUAAGUGUGAAGCUGCCAUCGCCAAACCACAGACUCCCAAGAAGCCCAAAGUGAAUCAGCAAUGUACAAGUCUGAAGAAGUUAAAAUCAAAGGAGGAGCACAGACUCAAGAGGAAGCAGCCUAAGCAGUCGUUUCAAGAGAAGCAGGCGAUCAACGAGGAGAUUCUGCAGCAGAAAGAAGACCCGGGAACACAGAAUCAACAGAAAGCCUGGUUGCUGUACAGGGAUCGAGUUCUUCUGCAGAUCAGCCAGAACAUGGAGCUGCUGAGAGAGGAGCACGGCGUCAACGUGUCGGCCCUGACCGACAGCCUGAAGCCCUGGCUGGAGCUGGACUCGUCCAGGGGGAACCAGGUCGCUGGGAGGAUGCUGAACUGGCAGCAGGAGCCGAUAGAGACUCUCGGUCAGGCCGUUGAGCUGCUGCUGGAGAGGAAGAACCGGGUUUGGGCUCGGGUCUUGAUCCAACUACUCAGUGGCUGUCUGGAUAUAAAUCCUAAACUCAACAACUGGGCGUGCCAACUCAACAACGCAGGUCUGAAUGCUGCCAAAGACUUCAUUGAGCGUUACAAAGAACACUUGGAGGAGCUGGAUCUGGCUUUUCUGCUCAGCUUUGGCCCGUUGCAGGACGUCAUUAUAGAGAAACUCGGCACUAGGCCGGAGCUUUUUUCAAGCAUGGGCUUGACUGUGACUGAAUACCUAAAACAGGCCCCGCCGCAUGACAUGAGACUCUUUAUCUGGACUCUGGAGGAGCACAGGGACCAGUAUGUCUCCUGCCACCCUAUACUGGAUGAAUAUUUUGAUAUGAUGGAUGGACAUUGUUCAGUCUUAAAAAAGUCUGAUGAAAAUCAAAAUAAUUCUCCUAUGAAGACUCGAGGCCGGAAAAAGAAACAGAAAGAGCCAAAGGGCGUUAUUGUUUUCUCUGGGAGGAGAGCUGUAACUCCGAGAGAUGAAUGGGACCAAGUUUUUGAAGAUGACUCUUUAUCAUUCCUUCACCCCAGUGAUCUGUUCAGUGUACCGAGUCACCUUCGAGAGCAAGUGGCUGAAUUUGAGGACCAGUACAACAGCACCAGACACAGAAGUCACUAUAAAAACAUUUUAGACAACAACCCCGACCCAACAAAAGAGAGUUUGUAUGACUACUUUGCUCAGAUCCUGGAGGAGCACGGUCCGCUGGUGGCUGAGGAUCCUCUGCUGGUGGGUGAACUGGGGAAUUUCCCUUCCGUGGCUCAGCUGAAGAUCCAGGAAGCGGGCGGCUUCGAGCCCUUCCUCCUGGAGUCCCUCCGCUUCAUAAAGAUGAAGAGGUGCAUCGGCCUGGCGAAGCACGCCGUUUCCCUGCAGCAGGCCGGACACGGCGCCGGUCUAGACGACCUGGACGAUAUAGCGGAUCCCGACUCGGACUCUCCGUCUCCUUAUUUGGACUCGAGUCACGAAUCCGCUUUCACGAGCUAUCUGGACGGUUAUUCUUCUGCACAGACUGACGUCUAUCCCAUCCUCCCAAACCCUUAUGUAUUCGGCUCCCAGCCUCCUCCGCUCGGCCAGCCAGCCGGUGGAGAGACUCUGACUGGGAGUGAUCCGUAUUACCAGUGGACUAAUGGUGACAGUCAACAGCAAGCCCCUUACUAUAUAACUAAUGACUACGGGGAGCUGUAUCUAUCUGCCAGUGACGGGGACGGGGGACUUUUGGACACGUCUUCAACUGAGGAGAACUGUUUCAAGACGCAUGCAGCCGUACAGACGUGUCCGGAGUCCAUGAGGAGUGUAGCGGUGAAUACGGAGAUUCAUGAGCGUUUUGAGAGCUGCCAGGGUGACAUCAACAAAAAGCAAAAGAACCACAAGACGUUGGAGCAGCAGAUCAAGAGAAUGGCUCAAGGCUGCGACAAAGUCAACCUGCGGCACGACGAAGACGUCGCUGUCCUCGAGGAAGACAUUCAGAAGAUCAUUGCCAAUAUACAAGUGACCAAUAAGGAGCUGGCGCUGUUCCAGCAUAAACUGGAAGAGGAGGUGAGGAAGGACCAGAAGGAGAAGAAGGCCAACCAGGAAGGACUGAAGUCCCUGAAGGGGGAGAUAGAAGACCUGGUGGAGCAACACGGGAGUCUUUCCCGACACAUCCGAGAGAAGAAAAGCAGCUUUGACGUGAGGUUGAGUGAUUUCCUGGAGUUCAGCAACCAGUCAGCAGCGGAGAAGAUGAGUCUGGAGGACGAGAUCAAGCGCUGUAAAGCCUCGCUGACCUCGGUGACCAGGAGGUCUCACAACGCUCGGGUGUUGGUGGUGGAGAGCAGUCGUGAUCAGGGUUUGAACGGCCUCUACAGAGAGCUCACCACCGGAAAGGGUGUUCUGACCAAACUGGACGAAGCAGCACACAGAUUCCCAACCCCAGACCUGGAGAUCAGUAGGAACAGCUGGAGACUUAAUGUCCAAGAAGUGGAGAAGAAAAUCUCCACUGUUGAGGCCCAGUACCAGGAGCAGCUGGAUCAAGUGAAGAACGGAACCAGACUCAGUGAGCUGGUUCCGGUAAACGUCAGCAACCAGCCUGAACCUCCAGCUGCUCCGCCGUCUGUGGCAGUCCGUGAGUUCGCUUCUCCACCUCCAUCCUCCCGCAACACCCCCCCGAUCAUCCGCCCGUCUGCGGCCGAGGCGCCGACCGCUCAUCCUCCGCCUCAGCACAAACCUCCCACCAGGAGUCUGGAGCCUCCUCACAUCACCGUCACGGUGUUCGACAAGUCCAUGGAGCGCCUCUCCACCAUGUUCCCCGACUACACCAGGUCAGACUUGAUGAGGUUUGUUCAGGAGUUGCGUUCCACCAGCGGUGGAAGCCUCGGCAGUAUGGCGCUGCAGGAUAUGGUCGGUGGAGUGUCGCAGCUGAUCCUGGACCAUCAGGACAAGCUUAUCGCUGCCAAAUCAAACAUCAAGGGGCGUGGAAGUCCCGCUAAGUGUGCCACCCCGCCUUUGAACACCCCGGUCUGGCAGCCACUCGGACACCAGAGAACCACACACUCCAACGCACUGAACGUCGGGGAUCCGUGCAUCAUCUGUCACGAGGACAUGACUCCGGUUGACACCUGUGUGCUGGUGUGCAGACACAGCUUCCACAACGAGUGUAUCCGGUCGUGGCUGAAGGAGCAGAGCACCUGUCCCACCUGCAGAGAUCACGCACUGCUGCCUGAAGAUUUCCCCGCGCUGUCUUGCAGAAGACGCCAAGCGCCGUGAUAACUCCUCCUCCUCCUCCCUCUCCUAUCUUUCAUCACCCACAUGUAUGUUUUUAGCUUUUCUGUUCUUUUUUUUUUAAAUCACUUAUUUCAUUAUAACCUAAAAACACCAUCAAAUUUUUUUGUAUCGUUAAACUAAUGUUUCUAAACUUCGAAUAAACAAAGUCUUGUGU